GAAGCAGACGAACUUGCCCUCCGCCUAGGCUUUUGGUCUAUAGGAGAUAAAUUGGCUCAGUUUCAUAGUGCGAUGGCGUCAAAAUUUCGAGUGUACGAGACCUUCCGAUUCACCGAGGUUGCUGUUCGCGUACUUCGCCAUGCAGGCACCGUGACCAGCAUCGUGCUCUUCCUGUUCGCCAAGGACCUGGUGAUUAAGCAGGCCGAACGGGGCAACUACCAUAAGCUGAUCACCAAGCUGGAGUUCCCGAUGCGCAUGGUGCCAAACUUCGCAGUCAACAGGGGCUUCGGUGCCAUCAACCGGGAGCUCAUAUCGCAGCUCAUCUGCUGCAAUUUUCCCCUGGACCUGCAGCUGUUUCUUUGCCGCCAUUCGAGAGGCGAGCACGUCCACAUCAUUUUCUCGCAGAACGAAACGGAGUACUGGGACCGGCUGGCCAAGUCUUGUCCGAAUAUUUGUGAGCACAGCGAACGGCAUAUAGCCCAGUCCGAUGACUGCUACUUCGACCGAUUCCUGCCCCCGCAAGUGAUCUCCGACAACAAUUGGGAUCUCGUCGUCAUGGGCAUCACGGGACUGGUCCUUUUGGCCGUGACCAUAUUCUUCGACGCCAAGUUCCCGUCCAAGACCAAGUCCCACGAACUCAUGUCGAGGGAAGAACUGCGCCUGAAGCGCGCUCAGGUCCACUUGUUGGACCCGACGGUAAUCGAAGAGCGCGACCGCGUCGAAGACCUUGUGCAGGCCAUGGUCCACGGUGAAGAGGACGGUCUUCUCGGCCUUCUGGUCCACAAGCUGGGCAAGACCUACGGCGAUACGAAUAUCAUCAACCAGCUCAGCUUCACCGUGCAACCCGGCGAGAUUUUCGGGGUGCUGGGUCUUCAGCAGUCGGGCAGAAGCACCGUACUGGGCAUCCUUGCCGGAGACCGCGAACUGGGUCGAGGCAACGCCUACAUCGAGGGUUGGGGCAUCAGAAGGAACCCCAAGCAGUACUUGAAGCGCGUCGGGUACUGCCCCGAAGAGGACCCACUCAUCCUCAAGCUGACAGGGCGGGAAAUGCUCAAUCUGAUUGGCCGCUUGCGAGGCAUUUCCGGCAACACGCUGAAUAAAGAAGUCCAGUACGUUCUACACCAGGUGGGGCUUCUGAGGCACGCCAAACGCUUGACCAUGGAUUUCGGAUCCGGCAGCAGGCGCAAACUGGCCCUAGCCAUGAGUCUCGUAGGCGACCCCGCGGUGGUGAUUCUGGACGAGUGCACCUCGGGCGUGGACCCCAUCUCCAGGGGGAGGCUGUUCCGUGCCAUCACUCGCAUCCAGAUGACCAGCGGCAUGGCCGUGCUCUUCACCUCCCACUGCAUGCGCGAGUGCGACCAGCUGUGCACGCGCGUGGGCAUCCUGACCAGCGGCGAGUUCACGCGCGUGGGCGACACGGUGGCGCUGAAGCAGGGAGCCACCCAGGGCUGCACCAUCAUGGUCAAGCUGACCGUGGAGCAGAGCGCCCAGGACGGCUUCAUCACCGAACUCAACAGGGGCGUCAAGCGGGAGUUCCCCAACUCCGUCAUCGGCGAGAAGCGGGAGGACCAGAUGCGGUACCGUCUGAAGCCGAACGCGGAGCACCCGCUGGUCUGGAGCGAAGUGAUCCAGAAGCUGCACCUCUUGCACGAAGAACUCAAGUUCGAGGACUUCCUGGUGAACGACGUGUCCCUGGGAGAGGUCUUCAUUGGAUUCGCCCGGGAGAGGAAGAUGGUCGAUUUCGGACAGAACGAGAUCAGAUACUUCGACAAGGACGCUCCCGUCUAG
Ixodes scapularis (black-legged tick) is the source of this 1788-nucleotide messenger RNA. RefSeq names its product phospholipid-transporting ATPase ABCA3-like. Bases 73 to 1788 code for a protein of 571 amino acids. Lineage: Eukaryota; Metazoa; Arthropoda; Arachnida; Ixodida; Ixodidae. The record is from RefSeq and is a predicted model, not a curated record. The transcript is spliced from 6 exons. Gene Ontology annotation, biological process: transmembrane transport; lipid transport. Gene Ontology annotation, molecular function: ATP binding; ATP hydrolysis activity; lipid carrier activity. Gene Ontology annotation, cellular component: membrane; intracellular membrane-bounded organelle.